UUUCGGAAUCCGGGCCUGAACUGUCUCAGCCAUCCGGCCCUUGCAAACCUGGCUCGGUGUGUGUUCAACCCGUUUCUUCCCUACACGGAUGCUUGUUUGUUCUCUGGGUCGCAGAAACACAUGCCAGUCCUGAGGAUGUUCCUGCGGAUGUGCGGUCCGGGAAUUUGAACGCUGCCCUCCCUGUAGUCGUGAAGGCGCCAGUCUGGUUCCAGGCAGUGUGGCUGGGCAGCCCUGCGGUGACUCCUCUCGUUUCGGGGAUGUCCGCUGCGUGCCUCGCAGCACCGGUGUUCCUUUCCCAAGUUCUGCGAGGGAGCAUAGAGUAGCCACAGGCUUUCUUGCAUCUGAUUUUAUUACGUUCUGGCGGCAAAGAUGCCUGGGAAAAGGCCCUCGAGUGCCAAAAUGGAACGGAAAAUAAUUACCCCCGACAUAAAAUUGGGAGUAUUAAGACGAUUUGAAGUGGGGGAAAAGCUCGGCCACAUCACGAAAGCUUUAGGCCUCACUGUCUCUACAGUGGCCACGAUACGAGAUAAAAAAAUAAAAACGAGUUCACAAAAAGCUACUCCUUUGAGAGCCCCUCGGUUGACUCGCCAUCGGAGUGCAGUCAUGGAGACCACAGAACGAUUGUUGCGUGUGUGGCUUGAAGAUCAGAGCCAGCGAAUCGUGCCCCCGAGUGUCACCAUUAUUCAGGAGAAGGCUAAGAGUCUGUUUGAUGCCUUACAGCGUGAACAAGGUGAAAGCUCUCAAACAGAAAAAUUCAGGGCAAGUAAAGAGUGGUUUGUGAUUUUCAAGGAGUGCCAUUGUUUGCCCCACAUCAAGAUGAACAGCAGUGCUCCUGGCAACAAGGAUACAUAUUCUGAAGUGCUGAAAAGCAUCAUCGAAGAAGGUGAGUACAGCUCCCAGCAAGUUUUUGGCGUAGAUGAGACAGGAGUUUAUUGGAAGAGAAUGCCUGAAGGAACAUUUAUUUCUGUGGAAGAAAAAACUGAGCCAGGGUUUAAAUCAUCCAAAGAUCGCUUGAUGCUGCUUCUUGGUGGCAAUGCAGCUGGGGACUUUAAGUUGAAGCCUUUAUUGGUGUACCACUCAGAAAACAUCAAAGCUCUGAAGCAGUACUCCAUGCCCAAUUUGCCUGUGAUUUGGUGCUCAAUCAAAAAGGCCUAGGCAACCAAAAGCAUCUUUCAUGAAUGGUUCACAUAUUUUUUUUACCCUCCAUUGAAAAAUACUGUGCCCAAAAUAAUCUCACCACCAAAGCAUUGCUCAUCCUAGACAGUGCACCAUGCCACCCUAUAAAUUUGAAUGAUCUGUCUGAUAAUGUAACAGUGGAAUAUCUUCAUGACCGUACAGCUGACUUGAUCCAGCCCAUGGGUCAAAGCAUAGCCUCUACCUUCAAAGCCCUUUACCUGUAAAGGACUUUUGAGCACAUCCUAGAAGCAACAAAUGGAGAGGAUACAGCUAUGAUUAGGGAGUUUUGGAGAAACUACAUCAUGGUUGCUGUAGAUAACAUUGCAGUAGCUUGGGAGCAGCUCACACCAGCAACAAUGAAUAGUGCGUUGAAGAUUUGGCCUGAGUGUGUUUAGUUCCAGAGUGUUUCCCAAACAUAACAUCUUACAGCUUCAACAAAACAUUGUAACCCUUGCCAAGAAUGUGGCUUUGGAAGAGGUUGUAGAAGCUGAUGUGGACCAGUUGCUGCGGUCUCAUGAGGAAGAUCUCUCAAAUGAGGAGCUGGUGCAUCUGGAA
Molecule: messenger RNA, 1731 nt
Organism: Manis javanica (Malayan pangolin)
Lineage: Eukaryota; Metazoa; Chordata; Mammalia; Pholidota; Manidae
Source: RefSeq, a predicted model, not a curated record